AUGGGAGCUCAAUAUUCCACCGAAUUAAAUAAAUAUAAUAAUAAUAAUAAUAAUAAUAAUAAUAAUAAUAAUAAUAAUAAUAAUAAUAAUAAUAAUCACACUAUUUCUGGUAAUGAAAAUUUAAAUAAUAACAAUAACAAUAACAAUAACAAUAACAAUUACAAUAACAAUAACAAUAACAAUAACAAUAACAAUAACAAUAACAAUAACAAUAACAAUAACAAUAACAAUAACAAUAACAAUAACAAUAACAAUAAUAAAAACAAUGGCAAUAGCAAUAGCAAUAGCAAUAAUAAUAAUAAUAAUAAUGGAAUAAAUAAAUAUUCCAAUUAUUUUGAAAGUCUUAUAAAUAAUACAAAUAAAGACACCAACAUACCCAAUAAUAGUAAUAGUAAUAAUAAUAAUAGUGAUAGAGAUUUUAUUCAAAAUAUGAUCAAAUCAGCAAAUCAAAUUAAACCAGGUGAAAAAGAGUUAGUAUUAUUCCACAAACUUCAUCAAUCAUUGAAAGAGAAUCAAUCAUUUUCAAUUGAGGAAUUAAGAAAUUCUUCAAUUCUAUCCAUAUCACCAGAUAAAUCAUUUCUUACCAAUAUCAAUGAAAUUAAUGUAAAUAAUAAUAAUAACAACAAUAAUAAUAAUAAUGAAAAUAACAAAGUUGGUGUAAAUGGUUCAUCAACCACCACAACUACAACUACAACUACAACCACAAAUAAUAAUAGUAAUAAUAAUAAUAAUAAUAAUAAUAAUAAUAAUAACAACAACAACAACAACAACAAUAAUAAUGAAGAUGAUGAAGAUGAUUAUGGUGAUGAUGACACCAUUGAAAAUAAUGAACCAACAUUUGUUGAUAAACCAAACAAAUCGGCUAAAUUACAAAAACCAAAACUCAAAUCCAAUCUUAAUGAUACUAAUGGCGGUAAUUCACCACAACAAAAUGGUAAAAUUAGUAAAUAUAUGGCAAAGAAAUUAUUGGCAUUACAACAAAAACAACUAGAACAAGAACAAGAACAAAAACAACAACAAAAACAACAACAACAACAACAACAACAACAACAACAACAACAACAACAACAACAACAACAACAACAAAAGGAUGCUAUAGAAAAUAUAAAUAAUAAUAAUAAUAAUAAAUUACAACCAAUUGUAAAAAACUCUGUAAAUAAAACCACUAAACAAAAAAAAAAUAAAACUACAACACAUAAUGUAAAACAACAAAUAACUUUUUUAACAAAAAGUGAUAAUGAAGAUGAAUAUGAUGCAAGUGAUGAAUAUAUUGAUGAUGAUGAUGAUGAUGAUGAAAAAUAUGAUGACGAUGAUGAUGAAUAUUUUGAGGGUAAUAAUAACAAUAAUUAUAAAAAAAACAACAUUAGUAAUAAAAGUAAAAAUAAAAAUAAUAAUGAUGAAAGUGAUUCAUUCUCAGAGUCAGAGAUAUUUAAACAAAAAAAAUUGAAUCAUGAUAAAAACCAAUCAAAUCCAAAGCAACAAUUAACGUCUCAUUCUGAAUUUGAUAAUUCUCUUCUCAAUAAAAACCAAUCUCGUACCAAUUCAAAAAUUCAAAAACUACAAAUUAAAGAAGAAAAUUAUCACCAAAUCCAACAAGAACAUGGUGAAAAACAACAACAACAACAACAACAACAACAACAACCACAACAACAACAACAACAACAACAACAACAACAACAACAACAACAACAAGAAAUGCAAGUCGACAAAGAGCAAACUGAAAAAAUAAUUAAUACCAAUAAGAAAGAGGAACAAAAACCAAAUGAUUAUUUCCCACCUAUUCCAACUAAUCCAUUUAAACGUGAUAAUGAAACUGCAUUUGGUAAAAAUAAUGAAAAUAAUAAUAAUAAUAAUAAUAAUAAUAAUAAUAAUAAUAAUAAUAAUAAUAAUAAUAAUAAUAAUAAUAAUAAUAAUUAUAGAAAUAACAAACCAAAUGGAGAAGGAUUUCUAUCAAAUUUAAAGAUCAUUCCACCAAUGAUUUCAUCAUCACCUUAUUAUUCAAAGAAAUCUUCCAAUGUUGUACCAACUUCACCUAAAAGUAAUUUAUCAGAUCAACAACCACCAUUUUCACCAGUUCAAAUAUCUCCUCAAAAACAAUCACCUGCAACAACCACAACAACAACAACAACUACUACACCAACACCUUUAAAGAAACAAAAGAAAAAUAAAACUAAUAACAAUAUAAAUAAUAACAAUAUAAAUAAUAACAAUAACAAUAACAAUAACAAUAACAAUAACAAUAACAAUAACAAUAACAAUAACAAUAACAAUAACAAUUAUAGUAUUAAUAAUAUCAAUAAUGAAGAAGAUGAAGAAAAUAACUCAACUCAGAAUAAUAAUAAUAAUAAUAAUAAUAAUAAUAACUCGCCUCAAAAUAGUAAUACUAAUAGUAAUAAUAGUAAUAAUAGUAAUAAUAGUAAUAAUAUUUCUAAUAUUGUAUCUGAUGGUUAUCAAUGGAGAAAAUAUGGUCAAAAGAAUGUAAAGGGAAGUUUACAUCCAAGACACUAUUAUAAAUGUACAUUUCAAGGUUGUAAUGUCAGAAAACAGGUUGAGAGAAUUGGUGAUACCAAUCAAAAUAGUACAGUUUAUAAAGGAGAACAUUGUCAUGGUUUCCCUCAAACAACAAGGGUUGUCUCUGAUCAACAAGCAUUUAGAAAUUCUGUAAUGUUUGAAGGUUUGGAUGGUAAUAAUAAUAAUAAUAAUAAUAAUAAUAAUAAUAAUAAUAAUUAUAGUAGUAAUAGUAAUAGUAAUGGUAAUGGUAAUGGUAAUGGUAAUGGUAAUGGUAAUGGUAAUGGUAAUGGUAAUGGUAAUAGUAAUGGUAACCAAGAUCAAAAUGGUAAUAGUUUCAAUGAUCAAAAUGGAGACUCACCAACUCAACAUGGUCAAAUUUCACCAAUGAAUUCACCAAAAAAUACAAUACCUACAACUACAACAACUACAACAUCUAUUUCCACAUAUGUAAAUACAAACUCGACUAAUAAAAAGAAUAAUUCUAAACAAGAAAAAAAAAUAUCUGUUAAAAAUGAAACUACUGAUGAUGAUGAAUUCCAAGAAGAUAUUGACCAAUUAAGUAAUAAUAAUAAUAAUAAUAAUAAUAAUAAUAAUAAUAAUAAUAAUAAUAAUAAUAAUAAUAAUAAUAAUAAUAAUAAUAAUAAUAAUAAUAAUAAUAAUAAUAAUAAUAAUAAUAAUAAUAAUAAUAAUAAUGAUGAUAAUAAUAAUAAUAAUAAUAAUAACAAUAACAAUAAUAACAAUAAUAGAUUUAAUGGAACAUCAGAAUCAAAAGGUUCAAAGAAGUUAGUUAUUGAAACUGGAUCAAGUAUUGACCAUUUAGACGAUGGUUUCUUUUGGAGAAAGUAUGGCCAAAAAUCUGUAAAGGGUAGUCCAUUCCCAAAGAGUUAUUUCAAAUGCGCUGAAUUAACAUGUCCAGUUAAAAAACAAGUUAUCCAACAAGAUUCAAAAUAUAUCAAUACUUAUCGUGGUAAACAUAAUCAUGAUCCCCCUGAAUCCGAAGCAAUUGAAAAAAGAAAAAAACAUUUUAAUGGCUUAUAUAAUAAUAAUAAUAAUAAUAAUAAUAAUAAUAAUAAUAAUAAUAAUAAUAAUAAUAAUAAUAAUAAUAUUAAUAAUAUUAAUAAUAAUAACAUAAAUAAUUUAAAUAGUUUAAAUAAUAUAAAUAAUAUAAAUAAUAAUAAUAAUUCAAACCAAAUUAAUAAUUUUUCAGGUUCUAUUCAAAAUAAUUUAAAAAAUAUUUUGAAAGAACAGUUAAAAGAAGCUGGUAAAUUACAUAAUGAAAUCGAAAAUAAUUUAAUUGAUGAUUAA
This is a messenger RNA of Dictyostelium discoideum AX4, 3816 nucleotides long. RefSeq lists its product as hypothetical. The record is from RefSeq and is a predicted model, not a curated record. Lineage: Eukaryota; Evosea; Eumycetozoa; Dictyosteliales; Dictyosteliaceae. The transcript has 2 exons. Gene Ontology annotation, molecular function: sequence-specific DNA binding; DNA-binding transcription factor activity. Gene Ontology annotation, biological process: regulation of DNA-templated transcription. The coding region runs from base 1 to 3816 and encodes 1271 amino acids. Gene Ontology annotation, cellular component: nucleus.